GAUAAUCAAAACAAUCAGUUCUCAAUCGAGCGAUCGUCAAAUCAUCAAUUUCAAGCGAUUUGUCAUCGUGGUUCAAAAAGGAGCAAAACAGCGAAAUGCUAAUUGUUCCAUUAAUCAUCGGUGCAAUAUUGCUACCGCUCACAAUUCAACAUUCCUCGAAGGAUAUACAUGCCCAAAGGAAUUCAAAUUAUCAUGGAAAAGGACACCUUCCGGAUUCCUUUGGCUACCAUCAUUCCCCAAAUGCUCCAGACGAUUCCAAAUCCUCCAUCAAUCGCCCGAAGACCCAAGGUUCUCCACGUCUCACCCCGGACUCCAACAGAGCUCCCCACAUCGCAGUCUCCCAGGAUGCUUUACAGGACUACACUUCAAUUGUUACUGGACAAGAACCACCUGCCUCUCCACCAACCGUCAAAGCUCCCAGCCGUCGCAAGCUUCGUGCCGGACGUUCACCUAGUCUCUGGAAAAGAGAUUCUGCUCUAGGAUCUGCUCCCAGUCGCCCAGACUCGUCUCCUCCAAAGCUUCCAGAACUCCACUUGGCUUAUGUCAAUCAUACGACUGUCACGAACGGGACAACUGCGAAUACCACGAAUUCCACCAAACCAGCUCCCACCAACCCUGCCGACUUCCUCAACCACAUCACAGUCGUCGCCCACGUCUCCAACGGGAUCACACUGCAGGCUGGACUUAUGAAUGGAUCAAUUCCGAUUGUGGAAGUAGUUGACGAGCUGUUGGAUUUGGGAAGUGCCAAAGUUGCUGACCUCGUCAGCUUCAAAGAGGAUAAGAUCACCGCGUUAGUCUCAAAAUUGAAGGAAGUUCGACAGGGAGUAGCGGCAAAGGAUGAAACGACUCGUAUGGAGAAUCGAGCAUUUGAAUGGGAGGACUAUCGUCGUAAAUCGGAGUCUUUUGGUGAAGUGGAGAAUCUGCCUGGUAGCACGGAAUACUUUGAUGCAAUUACAAAAUUUCAAUCGGAAUUCAACUUCACUUUGUUCAAUGCUACGUUGAAAAAAAUUGACGCUUUUGGAGGUUCCAUCACGUUUCUUCUCAACAACAACUAUGAACUAAAACGAGACCGGCAAUAUGGUUUAAUUAUCUUGAAAGAUUUUUCUUCUGAAUUUCGGCCGCUCAAAGAUCUUCUAUCAAGCGUUAAGAGAGUUGAUACAACUUUAUAUGCUGCUCUAAUGGAUGGACCAAGAAGAUUCAAACCAAUUCAGACGCUAAUCGAACUCUCAGCUCUCCGUCAAACAUACAGGGCAUUGCACUCGGUUGCUAAAGAAAACCAGAUUAGGUCAAACAUUGAACUUGCUUCGACGUCACAUGCAAUUCGUCAAGCUUCUGAAGAGGAUAUGGUCACUGUCUUGAAGUUUUCCGACAAACACGUGAUGAGACCUGAGAAAAGGUUCACUUCUGGUUUUCCAAAGGGAGUCAUUGAAAUGGAGCUAUUUGAAGAUGAUGUGAAGAGUCAGUGGCUUCUAAAGAUUACAAAUUCGUCUGAUCUGGACAAACGGAGUAUCGUUAACAGUUUGAUGCCAAUGGUCAUUGCCACGGAGACUUUGAGCGCUGUGAACAAGAAUUUGGAGUCCACUUUCCAAGCUGCCAAUGCUCAACAACGUCAGAUGUUCAUGAAAUUCAAGGAGGAGUCAUUUUUGAUACCAACUGACGCUGCUUCUGCUGUUGGAGUUUUGGAAAAAUAUAAAAAAUGCCAAAAUGACGGCGGACAACAAACAGACGACGAACGUAAACCUGGACUCGAGUUUAUGACUAAAGUGAAGUCAGUUGGAGAUAGUCUUGCUGCUCUCAACGGGUUCUCCCGAGCACUCGACUUGGUACAACUGGAGACGGACGUUGCUGACUUUGUUGGAUCAUUCAAUUUCACGGACAUCAAAAACGAGACACAAUCGUUAGCAGAAAUAGCAGAAGUUGUGAACGGACUGAAAAAGUCUGGUAAAUUGGCGAAGAUCCAGGAAAGUGUGAAGAGCAUCGAGCAACAGAUCAAUCACAUUAACUUAGGAAACCUGGAAAGCACAUUACUUCCAAAUCUGAACAAUUCUUUCAUGGAAAACGGAAAGUUCAAAGACGUGAUUUCUGCCGAGACAAAAGUGAGCGAAUGCCUUCAGAAUCUCACAGCCGAUUCCCUGCUGGUUACACAAGCAAUUGCAACGAUCCGAAAGUUGAGAAAGCUGGAUGAUAAACUUCUGGAAAGUGUUCAACAGACGGCAACAUCAGUGGCUCAGUUCUCUGCAACUCUUGCUUCAAUCGAAAAGAUCCCUGACACAAUGAAGAAGAAUGUGAAGAAUGUGACGCUGGAGUUGAACAAGUGGUCCCAAUCCUUGAAUCAAUCCGAUGCAAUCACCCAUUCCGCAAGUGCUCUUCGUGGUGUCUUUGGUCUUCUGGAGCUUGAAUCUUCAAUUGGUCUGCUCAAAGAUGUCGAUGCAAUUGUCAGUGGUGAGAUUGCAAAAGUUCAGGCUACCGAAGACCAGAAGAGGCUUAAAACUCAAUGGGGCGACCACAAGACUGACAUGGCUUCCCUGGAUGCUGCAAUUGUCAAGGCGGAUGCUUUUGUGAAAAAGAUUGACGUCUCCAUGGCCCAAACACUCACCAACUACAGUGCACCUUUAAUGGAUUUGGCUGCAAUUCCUGAUGUGAAUAUCAAUGCAUUGGAAAAAUCGAAAGUCCUCGAGAAGUUGAUCAGCUUGAUGCCACCAGUUGGGAGGAAAAGACGAGCAGCAGCAGACCCGAAGACCCAGCUUAUCGCUGCCAAAGCCGUCCUUGACCAACUUGCCGCAUUGGAUCUUAAAUUUUCGAGUGGUACCAGUGGUGUACAGACAGCUUUCAAAUCGUUCAGCAAUGUCCUCACAAAGUUUUUUGCAACUCAACACAUCAGUGCUCCUCCGAGCAGUAGUGGAAAUAGUGUUGGUACAGGUGGAGGAGGAACAGGUAGUGGAGGUACUGGCAGUGAUUCUGGUGGUGAAUCGGGAAGCGGAUCAGCUGCUGGGAAAACCUCUGGAGGUAGUUCGCCAGUCAACAAGCGCAAAGAGCCUGUCGACUUUCCAACACUUGCUGUUGUUAUCCCACUUGUGGCCAUGCUUCUUGCUGGAGUUGCUAUUGGUGGAUUUUUGUUCCGGCAGCACAAAAUACACGAGAAGGAUCGAGAGGAAGAAAAGAAAAGGAAGACCCAGGAUUUUCAAGAUCAACAGGAUGCUGAUAUAGAAAGGGCCGAGGCUGAUGAACAGAGACGGAAGAUGAAUGUAGAAAGAGCCAAGAAAGACGAAGAAAGAGCCAAGAAAGAUAAGCGUGAUGCGGAGGAAAGACGGAAGAAGGACGAAGAAAGAGCCAAGAAGGAUAAAGAGGACGCGAAGAAGGCGAAGGAAGAUCAGGAAAAGAUCGACAAGCUGGCUGCAGAAGUGAAGGAAAGAGAGGAAAAGUCGCUCGCUCGACACGAGAAAGAAGAGGAGGACGAGAAGAGGAGGUUGAAAGAAGAGGAGGAUGUGAAGCAGCUUAAUAAAGAAAGGGCAAUGGAACGGGAGGAACAACUGAUUGGGGACAUGAAGGUGUGGAUCAUCAGCCAGGAUCACCAGGACGCUGACAAAACUGCUCGAUUUUACAAUGCUACGAUGGAUCAAGUCUAUGUGACGACACUUGACAAGGAUAAUAUGACCAAGUCACUGGGAUACUUGCACAAGGACAAGCACAGAUACGAUGGUGUACCAUGUAAACCGCUGACUGCUGUCGAGGUGAUGGAUAAUGGAAAGCGAGUGCCGAUCCAUGCCAAUUGGAUUCCGACCCACGGACAUCCCCAUCGUUUUAUUGCAACGCAGGGACCCCUCGACAACACGUGUGAAGACUUUUGGGCAAUGUGCGUGUAUCACAAUGUCGACAAGAUUGCAAUGCUUUGUCUGAAUGUGGAGAAAAACGUUAAGAAAUGUGCUGUGUACUUUGCCUCGGAUCCUCCAUCGAAACUGGAUAUCGGACGUUUCCAAAUCACAACCCAGUCGCGCCAACUCAUCUUGAGGGACAAUGUGAUUGAGAGAAAGCUGUUGGUGAAAGACACGACCGGAAAGUUUGAACCAAAAACUGUGACGCACUACCAGCACGUUAAAUGGCCGGAUCGCGAUACACCGAAGACUCAUGUCGACACUUUUGAGCUGAUGGAGCUAGUCAAGAAGAGCGAGAACCCAAUCGUUGUCCACUGCUCUGCUGGAAUCGGAAGAACCACUGCAUUCAUUGGUACCGAAUACCUUGCACGUGAAGUGGAGAACGACCCGAAAAUUGAACUAACCGAGGCGUUGAAGCACUUGCGUGAACAUCGCUGGAAGGGAGUUCAGAUGAGAAGCCAGCUGUACUGGAUGACUUUGGGAGCCGUGUACCGUCUCAUCAGGGAAUACAAUUUCAACAUGCGAAUGCACACGGAUCUAAUGAAAGAUUUUGAUCGAGUCGUCGAACUUCUUGCGGGAUAUGAAAAAAUUAUGAAGCAAGUGGAGGAGAGAGCUGCCAAGGAGGCAAUCAAGGCAAAGGCUAAGAAGGAUUCCAAACCGAAAUCUACUGACGAAAAGAAGGAUGCAGACAAGACUAUUGGACAGUAAGGAUCCUAUUGUAAUUGUAUUGAAAAUGAAUAAAGUCUGCUUUUGAAAAUGAAUAAAGUAUGAUUU
Messenger RNA from Caenorhabditis elegans, 4646 nucleotides. RefSeq names its product Protein-tyrosine-phosphatase (gene Y113G7C.1). The transcript is spliced from 10 exons. Gene Ontology annotation, molecular function: protein tyrosine phosphatase activity; protein tyrosine/serine/threonine phosphatase activity; hydrolase activity. Lineage: Eukaryota; Metazoa; Nematoda; Chromadorea; Rhabditida; Rhabditidae. The record is from RefSeq and is marked reviewed. The coding region runs from base 96 to 4580 and encodes 1494 amino acids.